Molecule: messenger RNA, 452 nt
Organism: Aphanomyces astaci
Lineage: Eukaryota; Oomycota; Saprolegniomycetes; Saprolegniales; Verrucalvaceae
Exons: 2
Source: RefSeq, a predicted model, not a curated record
AUGUACCACGUAGGUGGUAGAGAGGUGACCGAAGACUUCGAGGCGCAGAUCGCGUUUGGCGAUGGCGAAUUUCAUGUGGAGCGCCUGGACGAAGCGCGCUGCGUGGAUGGCCAACACCAAGUUUUGGUGAAGUGGCUUGGACUCGACGAUGAAGAAUCGUCCUGGGGACCUACGGCGAAUUUGCUUGACGACAUUCCAGUCGUAUUUCGCAAGUGGGCGGCGUCGAACAAGGAAGACCCUGUCGUGGCCGCCCUCAUCAAGACACUGGACUUUCCGUUAGAGGGGAAGUGUUCUGCAGCGUGCAGAGCAAUUGGGUCGCGCGUCCCGUGGCCGAAAGCCAAGAAGAAGCGGGAGACAAAACACCCCCGACAUUUCGAAAGCGGGGGCCUCGUCGCCGCGGACAACUUGGUCUUGAGCCAAGGCAGCAACGGCCACGGUGAAAGCGAGAAGGA